AAGACUCAACUCAAGGAAGAGGAAGAGGAAGAGAAGCGACAUUAAUAGAUGAAAAGGCUUACAACUUCCUACCUACCCAUCAGUGCCGUUCUGUGACGGCUCUGCUUCACAGUUCACAAGCUUCUUUCUUUCUUUCUCUCUCUCUCUAACCCACACACUUCAACUUCCUCUCACGAAACCUAUUUCAGAGCUCUAAUGGCGCAAGCGGAUACAGAGUAUAGUUUUAAACCAGGGAGGUUCUUCCUCGACAGCCAACCACUUACUUUCUUUGAACGGCGACAACCCAUGGAGGUGGAGACUCUAUCUUGCAACCUCCGUAGCGUCGGUUCAUAUCCUACCUUGGGUGAGCUAUUGAAGCGAGUCGGAGAUGCUAACGGCGACGAUACUCCGACUCACCCGGUUCUCGAGGUGGAGGACACGUGUCUUGAUCUUGAUGACCCAACACCCCUCCCUCUCCCUUUUGUUCUUUCCUUCAGUAAUCUCACUUACAGCGUCAAGACUCGCCGGAAAAUGAGGCUUCCGACUUGCUUUCGUCGGAAAAACAAUAGGCUUGGAGCGACUGCUGAUCAAGUGGUUCUCGAGAGCAGCAACUACUCCAACUCCAACACCAAGAUUCUCUUAAACAACAUCUCUGGAGAAGCAAGAGAUGGUGAAAUCCUAGCCGUUCUUGGAGCUAGUGGGUCCGGGAAAUCAACGUUGAUCGAUGCCCUAGCGAAUCGGAUCGCUAAAGGCAGCUUGAAAGGAUCAACCACAUUGAACGGUGAACCCUUGGAGUCACGGCUUCUGAAGGUGAUCUCUGCUUACGUCAUGCAAGAUGACUUGCUCUUCCCUAUGCUGACGGUGGAGGAAACGCUCAUGUUCUCGGCCGAGUUCAGACUCCCUCGGUCUCUCUCCAAGGCCAAGAAGAAAGCUAGGGUUCAAGCUCUCAUCGAUCAGCUCGGGCUGAGAAACGCUGCGAAUACGGUGAUCGGAGAUGAAGGCCAUAGAGGUGUCUCCGGUGGAGAACGCCGCCGUGUUUCGAUCGGAACCGACAUAAUUCACGAUCCCAUUAUUCUUUUCCUGGACGAGCCAACUUCCGGGUUAGACUCAACGAGUGCGUUCAUGGUGGUGAAGGUUCUACAACGGAUCGCUCAAAGUGGGAGUAUCGUGAUCAUGUCCAUACAUCAACCCAGCUACAGAAUCAUUGGAUUGUUGGACCGUAUGAUCUUCCUAUCACGUGGCCAGACAGUAUACAGUGGGUCCCCUUCAAGUCUUCCCCAAUUCUUCGCCGAAUUCGGACAUCCGAUCCCAGAGAAUGAGAACCGGACCGAAUUCGCACUCGAUCUGAUCCGCGAACUCGAAGGAUCCCCCGGUGGAACCAAAGGCUUAGUCGAAUUCAACCAAUCAUGGCAAACCUCAAAGCGUCCCCAGAGCGGCGAUCCAGAUCGACAAGGAUUAUCUCUAAAAGACGCCAUUAGUGCGAGCAUCUCAAGAGGCAAACUCGUCUCCGGAGCGACCAACGAUUCCAGCCUUGCCUCGACGGUUUCCACAUUCGCGAAUCCGUUCUGGGUUGAAGUCGCGGUUCUAUCCAAGCGAUCCGUAACCAACACGAGAAGAAUGCCGGAAUUGUUCGCGAUCAGAUUAGGAGCAAUCUUGGUGACUGGUUUCAUCUUGGCCACCAUGUUCUAUCACCUCGACAAUUCUCCCAAAGGAAUCCAAGAACGAUUAGGGUUUUUCGCCUUCGCGAUGUCGACGACGUUCUACACCUGCGCCGACGCUCUCCCUGUGUUCCUCCAAGAACGAUACGUCUUCAUGAGAGAGACAGCUUACAACGCUUAUCGCCGUUCCUCCUACGUUCUCUCUCAUUCCAUCGUCGCAAUACCUUCGUUGAUCUUCUUAUCCUUCACAUUCGCCGCCACAACUUUCUGGGCGGUGGGUCUAGCCGGCGGCGCAAAAGGGUUUUUCUUCUUCUUCGGAACCAUAUUGGGAGCUUUCUGGGCAGGGAGCUCGUUUGUCACCUUCCUUUCCGGAGUGGUUUCACAUGUGAUGUUGGGUUACACAGUGGUUGUGGCUAUAUUAGCUUAUUUUCUUCUCUUCAGUGGCUUCUUUAUAACCAGAGAUCGGAUUCCAGUUUACUGGUUAUGGUUCCAUUAUAUAUCUUUGGUGAAGUAUCCUUACGAGGGGGUUUUGCAGAACGAGUUCGAUGAUCCGACUAAGUGUUUCGUAAGGGGAGUUCAGAUGUUUGAUAAUACGCCGCUUGCGGUGGUUCCGACGGCGAUGAAAGUGAAGUUGUUGGAGACGUUGAGUAGUUCGUUGGGGGUGAAUAUAACAAGCACGACCUGCGUGACGACGGGACCUGAUCUAUUGACGCAGCAAGGAGUGACGGAUCUGAGCAAGUGGAAUUGCUUGUGGAUAACUAUAGCUUGGGGUUUCUUCUUUAGGAUUCUCUUCUACUUUUCGCUGUUGUUGGGAAGCAAGAACAAGAGGAGGUAAAGAAAAGUCAGUUAAUCAGUUAAUUGGUGUGUCCAAAUGCUUGUUGCUUGGCGGGAAAUUCUUUUUUUUGAAAAAUUGGGAAUAUUUGGGGUUGGUUGUAUUUUUAAUCAAAAUUAAAGUUGGGUUGUUGUAAGUUAGAUAUGGACUUCUUCACUGUUUUAGACCCAAGGUCCUUUUUUUCCCUUAAUAUUGUGUAAUUUUGUGGUUUACUCAAAAAAUAAAAGUGUAAUAUUAUAUUCAAGCUGUAAUUUAAUAAUUUCAGGGAAAAACUGGUAGUUGUAAUGUCGGUUAUAAAAGUUGUAAUUUAUUUUGAAUUAUUUAUUGGAAACGUUUGAAUGAUA
Messenger RNA from Macadamia integrifolia, 2813 nucleotides. RefSeq names its product ABC transporter G family member 6-like. Gene Ontology annotation, cellular component: membrane. Bases 196 to 2472 code for a protein of 758 amino acids. NCBI's taxonomy places the organism in Eukaryota, Viridiplantae, Streptophyta, Magnoliopsida, Proteales, Proteaceae. The transcript has a single exon. The record is from RefSeq and is a predicted model, not a curated record. Gene Ontology annotation, molecular function: ATP binding; ABC-type transporter activity; ATP hydrolysis activity.